CUUCUUUUAUUUUUUUAGAUUGUACCCGUUCGUACCCCGACAUCACCAUCAAUAUGAGGCUGUGCCGCUUUGAGCAAGAUGGAAACGUUCGCGUUGGCGUUCAGCGCGGCGAUAAGGGGGAUAUCGUCGACAUUACUGCCGUAGACAACACGAUCCCCAACGACAUGCUGGCCAUCCUGCGCGGUGGUGCCGACAUGAUGACCAAGGUUAAGAGUGCCUCCGAAUCGACGAGCUGCAUCGUGCCCGCCGCCUCGGCCAAGAUCCUGGCUCCGAUCACGGGCUCCGAAAAAGUCCUCUGCAUCGGCAUGAACUACGUCGAUCACUGCACGGAGCAGAACCUGCCGGUUCCGGAAGAACCCCUGAUCUUCUCCAAGUUUGCUUCGGCAAUCAGCAACCCUGGUGAUGAUAUUGUCAAGGCUCCUGAAGUCAAGAACUUGGAUUUCGAAGUCGAGCUUGUCAUUGUCAUUGGCAAGGAUGGCCGUCGUAUCUCAGAAGACAAGGCCAUGGAGCACGUGGCUGGCUACACCGUGGCGCACGACGUGAGCGCGCGUGACUGGCAACUUCAAAAGAACGGCGGCCAGUGGUUGGUUGGCAAGGCUUUUGACGGCUAUGCCCCGAUUGGCCCUGCCAUCGUCACGACCGACGAGCUGGGCAACCCCCACAACCUGGGCAUUCGCUGCCGCCUCAACGGCGAGACCGUGCAAGAUUCCAACACCAACCAGCUCGUCUUCAGGACCGAGACCAUCAUUGCCUGGGCUUCCAAGUUCUUCACCCUUCGUGCAGGAGACAUUAUUCUGACUGGCACCCCCCCAGGCGUUGGCUGCUUCCGCAAGCCCCCACUCUGGCUCAAGGAUGGUGACGUUGUCGAUUGUGAGAUUGACGGCAUUGGCUGCAUCACCAACACGGUGCGCGAUGAGGUCAUUCCCGCUUGAGCGAAAAUCGAUUUGCUCUGAGACCCUUGACCAGGGGUCCUUGGCCGUUGUUUGGUUCUUCUUUUUUUUUUUAAGUGAUUGGGUGGCAAUUGCACUUUGGCCUCCAGCCUUUGAACUGC
This is a messenger RNA of Monosiga brevicollis MX1, 1051 nucleotides long. RefSeq lists its product as uncharacterized. The transcript is spliced from 6 exons. Bases 54 to 932 code for a protein of 292 amino acids. NCBI's taxonomy places the organism in Eukaryota, Choanoflagellata, Craspedida, Salpingoecidae. The record is from RefSeq and is a predicted model, not a curated record. Gene Ontology annotation, molecular function: hydro-lyase activity.